Molecule: messenger RNA, 606 nt
Organism: Cladophialophora psammophila CBS 110553
Lineage: Eukaryota; Fungi; Ascomycota; Eurotiomycetes; Chaetothyriales; Herpotrichiellaceae
Exons: 1
Coding region: 1-606 (201 amino acids)
Source: RefSeq, a predicted model, not a curated record
AUGGCCCCAACUCCACCCAGUAAAGUGACGAGCCCGGUCAAAUUGGCACACGUCGUCCUCCAAACCAACAAAUACAAAGAAAUGGUAGAUUUCUGGACGACCUUCUUGGGAGCCAAAGUGGUCUUGGAUAAUGGCUUCUUGGCUUUCCUCACCUACGACGAUGAACACCACCGGAUCGCCAUCGCCGGGCCUCCAGGCCUCAAGAACAAAGACCCCACCUCGUCCGGCCUGUCUCAUAUCGCAUUCACCUUCGCCGACCUAAACAGUCUCACAACGGCGUAUGCACAACGCAAAGACCAGGGGAUUGAGCCCUUCUGGUGUAUCAACCACGGUACCACGACGAGCAUGUACUACCAUGACCCGGAUGGGAACGAGAUCGAAACCCAAAUUGACAACUUUGAAGAUAACCAGGAGGCCACAAAGUACAUGAUGAGUCCGGCGUUUGUACAGAAUCCAUUUGGCGUCGAGUUCAAUCCGGACGAUCUGCUGUUUCGCGUCAGGUCAGGCGAAGACCCAAUGAGUAUUAAGAAGAGACCUGACAUUGGGCCAAGGUCGAGGUUGACUGAGAGGACCAUACCACCUCCUUCUUUGGCACCUGUGCUGUGA